Bubalus bubalis (water buffalo) is the source of this 3568-nucleotide messenger RNA. RefSeq names its product chromosome 4 C10orf105 homolog (gene C4H10orf105). The coding region runs from base 623 to 994 and encodes 123 amino acids. The transcript has 2 exons. Lineage: Eukaryota; Metazoa; Chordata; Mammalia; Artiodactyla; Bovidae. The record is from RefSeq and is a predicted model, not a curated record.
UCCUCACUUCUACAGCUAAAUACCCUCAAAGGGAAGGUGCUCUUCUGGGAAGCUAAGGGGAGGGGGGCCUGGGGGCUGCCAGGGCCCAUCACUCUGCCCGGUCCCCUCCCGCCGCGUGGCUUGUAGCCCCUCUCCCCGGUAACCUGGAGGCUGGCAGGCACUGAAUAGCAACCCGCUGGCUGCCCCCGACCAUACCAUUCAAACGUCCAGCAGGGGAAGGUGAGAGCCUCGGGUACAGAGUCAGAGAGACCCUCCCCACUGCGUUCCCCGCAAGGCCCCCUGCCCCUCCAGAGGGCUCCAAGGAGACCGGCCAGUGAAGGCCGUGGGAAGGCUCAGGAGCGCCCAACUCCUCCACGAGGCUCCCUCUUCCCAGCCCAGUUGCCAUCCCGACCUUCCUGCCUUUCCCCUCCCCCCAGGGAGGGCCCAGACUCUUCCAGACAAAGCCAGGUCUAACUGGAGAGUGAGGGGCAAGGGCCACUCUGCCUGGCUGGCUGAGGGACACAGGCGGAGCCCAGGGCAGGUGGGGGUCACAGAGACGACCAGUGCUCCCCGAACCUCCGUCGAACAGCUGAGAAGACCUCUCGCCCAGCUGGAUACCGCCGAGGGCUGGCUCUGAGGAGCCAUGAACACAGAGGGCCCCAGCCCCCUCGCCUUCCUCACAGCUCCAGCCACUCCAGGGAGGCUCUCAGAGGCCGUUGACCCCAUCCCCGUGCUCAUUGCCCUGGCCUGCAUCUUCCUUCUGCUGGCCACCUGUCUGCUGUUCAUGACCCUCUGCAAGCCCCGGGCACUGGACCCGAGCCGCCGCCGGGCCCGCGAGUGCAUGCCCCACCACCCGGGGAGCCCCAGCGAGCCCCAGCUCCGCCUCUGGAAGCGCCUGGGCUCGCUGCGCCGCUCCCUGCACAGCUUCCGCCGCGGCCGGCCUGCCCCCCGGCGCCCCCUGCCGGGCAGAGAGGACAACCACGACUGCGACUGCACGGAAUCUACCAAGAUGUGACAGGGGUGUCCUCCUAUCCCAUCCACAGACCCUCUUGCCUUGGGCAGAACCAGGCACCUCCGGCUGCAAGAGGACAGUGGCCCAAACAACCUGGGCCACAUGCCCACUGCCAUUGGUACUCUGUGCACUCAGGCCCGUGGCCUUUCCCAGGGAUCGUCCCCGAAGAAUGCCUUCCUUCCUGCCGCCACUUUAGCCGCUGCCGGUUGGAAGGCUCCUGGACCAGUGACUGGGCACCUGCAACCAUCUGGACCCUUGGCCCAAAGCUUUCAACGGUACAAACGUGGGGCCCCCAAGGCCCCUCUCUGACCACCAGGCACCAGCAUCUCCAGGAAGCAGUCCCCCUUCUUCCCAAGAGAAGCCUUGCCCACCCUCCAGGUGCCAAAGCCCAGCUCAGAUUCCAGUGCGAGUUGCUGAAUGGCCAAAGGUUCCCUCCAGCCAAGUGAAAUACUCAGCCAUGCUGGGGGCAAGGGAGUGUCCUGCCCUCUGUGCCAACUCAGUGCCCGAGGCAAAGGGGAACCCAGGGAAUCCUCUCCCCCGACUUCCAGGACCCUGCCUGCAUUUGCCUGUAAUCCAUGGGAGCAGCCAGCACCCCUGUGGUGAAUCAGAUGCCGGGUGCUUGCUAGGAGGAGGGGCAUUCUGGGGGCUCUCAACACACCUAGCCAAUCACAAUCUUGGCUGUCACCUUGGCACGCCACCACCCCCCUCCCCCCACCCCAAUGCACCUGAGCCAGGAUGGAUGAGGAAGGGGCUGGGAAUGACUUAAGAAGCUCCUUGCAGAGGCCAGGACUGCCGCUGUGUCAGAGCGGGAGGAGGCAUUGUCAGCAACUGAAGGUGAUAUUAUCCAGGCUCUGAGAGCAUCGUAGAGGCUCCAUGCCUCACCCAGGGAGGGAGGCAGGCUUCCUCCAGCUGACAGGGUCCAGGCCUCUCCAGGACCGCUGUGGAACCUCAGGCCUUGACCACAUGAGGUGUGCUAUCGUAUUUUUGGUGAUUGCUUCAAUGACUGGCUACUGUCAAAGCAAUCCCACCCCAGGUUGGGCUUCUCAGAAUCCCAAACCUUCAACCUCUCCUCGUAAGGCUGGGGCUAACCACUUUGGUUGGUCCCCAAUUUGGGGGGCUGGGCAGAGGGGUCUGAACUGCCCAGCUCCUGCCCCAGAGUCACCUGGCUAGGGUCACCUGUACCCCAUUAGGGACUGCUCUACCUAACCCUGCUACAAUCCACAGAGCAGCCAGGCACGUCUUCUCACAGAGCGAGCUCUGAGUCUGCCAUUCCCCAGCUCCAGAACCUUUGCUGGUUCCCUACUGCUGGAUCAAGCCAGAGCUUCUUUGUCUGGUGCUCGGUGCCCACUGGGAGCUGACUGCGAAUGAUGUUUCUAGCCUCAUCUUGACCCAAGACUCCAGGCAAACUGAAAUAUCUGUCUACCCUGGGCUACAGCUCACUCGGCACGCAUGCCCUCCAUGAAGUCCUCUGUCUCCACCUGAAGCCUCCUCCUGCUGAAAUCAAGGGAGGAAAGGGACCAGUUCCUUUGGGCAGUGUGGGUCAUCCCCGUCAUGGCUGCUCCUUUCUGCAAGCCUGGGAUGCCCCCAGAGAGCAAGACCAAGUCUAGCCCCUCAUCUGCCUCACCAGCAACAGGCUCCGAGGCAUGGGGCCUCUGUUUACUGAGUGAAGGGUGGCCCUGUCUAGUCCUGGGGGCACCCCCUUCUUCCCUUGGAUGCCUCUGCAGAGAAGCUGUCUCUCCCAGCAGGCCCACCGUGCCUUCCUCUCAGGUCAGUCUGACAUCUGAGAGCAAGUCCACUUUGGCCAGAAACUUACUUCCAGGGCCUUGAGAAAUCACCAGAGCCUGAUUUUCUCCCUGAGAAAUGGGGAGAAUCGGUGACUGCCUUAUAUUACUCACAGGCUCUAGGAUCUCACUCUGAGUAGUCUAUAUAAAUAGAAACCAAGUCUUGGGGUUUAGAAAGCGGGACAGGCCUCCUCCCACAGUGCAGUAACCUCUUCCUGCACAGGUUUCCCCCCUGUCACGUCUACCUGAGACACCCCAGGCUGAAUUCUGCCUGGAGUUGGUCACCAUAUCACCCCCAGGCCAGCAUGCUCUGCCUGGCAUGUGGUGUCACAGGGGUGGGCAGUAAGGCUACCCUUGACCUGAAGGACAAAAAGCUGGGGGUGGGGGGGAGAGGGCUCUCAAAGGUCUGCUGUACCCCCAUCUGUGUUCCCAGGUUGAUCCUUGGAGACCUGUGUGAGCUGGGGGUGGCAGGUGCUAAGCUUUAGGCUAGGGGAGAGUGGGGCCCCAUGGCUUGGUGUGGUGGGUGUCUUUAAGGCCCUAGGAGCCGAGGCUCAGAGGGAGAAAACCUUUUUCUGGAACCAGCCCCUAGACCCUGCCAACCCAUGGCUUCCUGGACUCUUGGUGCCUCUGGGAGUCAGCACCCUGCUCCCGGCUCCCCUCCUGCCCCACGCCUGGCCCUGAUGCAGGGAGGUGGGCACACUGCCAACCUCCCACUCUUCGGCCCCUCCCAAGCCUGGGAGCCUGGCCCAGCGGGCAGGCCCAGAUUUGCUCUGUUUGGCUCAGCCUCCAACUUGGA